Molecule: messenger RNA, 687 nt
Organism: Acaulospora morrowiae
Lineage: Eukaryota; Fungi; Glomeromycota; Glomeromycetes; Diversisporales; Acaulosporaceae
Source: the annotation of a GenBank genome assembly
AGUGAGAUGAACACAACGGCGUCAAAUCCGAGAGCUAAUUACGCUGCAAUUAUGUUGGAUGAUGGGAGGAUCCUUUACAUUGGAGGUCUGAACGAUAAGCAAAGUUUUGUGCCGAUGGAUCAGAUAUUGAUCUACGACACAAAAACUUCGACGUGGAAUAUGACUGCCGCUGUGGGCAAGAUUCCAAGUGUCCGCAUACGACAUUCUGCUGUUUUAACAAAUGAUGGUCGAAUAAUAAUUUAUGGAGGUUCACAAAAUGAUUCAAUGCCAGCAACCCCAUCACUCGCAGCCCUAAGAAGUGUUGAUUUCAUGUGGUUGGAAAUAAAUGAAUCCGGCACCAAGCCUCCAAAUUUACAAUCUCAUACUUCUACGUUGGUCGGUGAUUUAAUGAUCGUAGCAUUUGGAAACGUGACGAAAUUCCAAUCUCUACCCGAAGGAUCCACCUCAAAUAUUUAUAUUUUGAAUACCGCUAACUACACCUGGACAACUCAAUUCACACCGCUUUCCUCUCCGGAAUCUACAUACAAUGGUUCGGAUACGCUUCCUAUUGAUUUAUCACGUACUAAUGCGAUAUUGGCGAUAAUUAUUGCGAUAUCGUGUUUGUCAUUUUUUAUGAUGUGCACGAUCAUUUGUACAAGGCUUUAUAAAAGACAAAGAAGAAAUGUGGUGGUCGGAAUCGACAGAUAA